Molecule: messenger RNA, 999 nt
Organism: Hibiscus syriacus
Lineage: Eukaryota; Viridiplantae; Streptophyta; Magnoliopsida; Malvales; Malvaceae
Product: WRKY transcription factor 23-like
Exons: 3
Coding region: 26-844 (272 amino acids)
Biological process (GO): regulation of DNA-templated transcription
Molecular function (GO): DNA-binding transcription factor activity; sequence-specific DNA binding
Source: RefSeq, a predicted model, not a curated record
AAACUCAUUGUAUUCUGACUACACAAUGAAUAAUUUCCCAUUACAAAGUACGUUUGAUUUGUGUAGCAGUGAAGACGAGAAGAUCCGCUCUUUAGGGUUUAUGGACUUGCUGGGUGUUCAAGACUUGAUCGGUCCUCCUUUCCUGGAGAUCAUGGCAGCACAGCAGGUUUCCACUCCUCCCUCCAAGAAGAUCGAGUCUCCCGAGGUUAUUAAUCAGCCUGCGACUCCUAAAUUUUCCUCUAUUUCAUCUGCAUCAAGUGAGGCUGUUAAUGACGAACCAGUUAAAGAAGAUGACCAAGAAGAAAACCAGCAAAAAACCAAGAAACAGUUGAAACCCAAGAAGACAAACCAGAAGAGACAGAGAGAACCGAGAUUCGCGUUCAUGACGAAGAGCGAGGUUGAUCAUUUGGAAGAUGGGUAUAGAUGGAGAAAGUACGGCCAGAAAGCUGUAAAAAACAGCCCCUUUCCUAGGAGUUAUUAUCGCUGCACCACCGCCUCAUGUAAUGUGAAGAAAAGAGUCGAGCGAUCUUUCAGUGAUCCAAGCAUUGUGGUCACCACUUACGAAGGCCAACACACUCACCCCAGCCCGAUCAUGCCUCAUCCGAGUCUUUGUGGUUCUCAUCUGACUUCACCCAUCUCUGCUUUUGGCAUGCCAACGCAAAAAACUCCACCUCACUAUCAGCAUCAGCAUCAACAACGACCAUUUACCGAUAAUAUUGGUUCCAUGAACGCCCGUUUUCUUCAUGAGAAGCUUAUUUGCAGCACGUCAGUUCCAGGACCGUCUUUGCUUAAAGACCAUGGCCUUCUUCAGGACAUUCUACCAUCCCAUAUGCUGAAAGAGUAGACUAGAACACCAAUUACCUUUACAUGUAAUUCUCUCACUUGGGGCGUGAAAAGAAGGUACAGAGAAAUGAUCAGUUCAGUUCACUGGUAUAGUAAUUUUCUUGCUGACAGGCGCCGGUUCCUCUUCAAACAAACCACGAUGAAUAUUGCUAUAUA